AUGGCAAAGACACUAAUGAUGGAGUUAAUGUUCCAAUGAGUCAAAGUGAACCAUGGACGAUUUUUGCCCACAAGAAGCCUCAGAAAGGGCGGAUAGCCUAUAAUCCACGAAUCAUGAGGCCUCCACCACUUACAGGAGAUACUAUAUGUAUGAAGCUAAUGUCUUGGAAUGUAAACGGGCGGAGAGCGCUGCUGAAGUUAGAGGGGUUCUCUGCUCUUGAGCUUACUAAAAGGGAAAACUUUGAUGUAUUGUGCUUACAGGAAACUAAACUGCAGACUCUUAGCAGUCACAUUGAGGAGAAAGAUGUUGAAUCAAUCAAACACUCUCUUUUAGAGGGAUAUGAGAAUAGCUUCUGGACAUGCAGUGUUUCCAAACUUGGCUAUUCUGGUACAGCAAUUAUAUCCCAGAUAAAGCCGCUUUCAGUCAGAUAUGGCCUGGGCAUAUCAGAUCAAGAUAGUGAAGGUCAUCUGGUGACUGCUGAAUGUGAUACAUUUUAUUUGCUAAAUGCCUAUGUUCCUAAGUCUGGAGAUGGCUUGAGAAGGCUGCCAUACAGGAUUACAGAAUGGGAUCAAUCUCUUGGCAAUUGCAUGAAGGAGCUGGAAAAGUCAAAGCCUGUCAUUUUGACAGGUGAUCUCAAUUGUGCACAUGGAGAGAUAGACAUUUAUGACCCUAUUGGGAAUAAGAGGAGUGCUGGGUUUACAAAUGAAGAAAGGCAGUCUUUUGGAACAAACUUCAUAUCCCGGUGAAUUGUGGAUGCCUUUAGAAAGCAACAUCCUGAUGUUGUUGGCUAUACUUAUUGGGGUUAUCGACAUGGUGGCCGCAAAACAAAUAAAGGUUGGCGGCUAGACUACUUCCUCGUCUCAGAAUCCAUUGCUGACAAGGUUUACGAUUCAUACAUUCUUCCUGACGUUACCGGUAGUGAUCAUUGCCCUGUUGGCCUUAUACUGGCACUUUAGUUAGACCGUAAGUAUUUUAGUAUUGUUCAGACCACCGGAUGGAACCAACCCAAAAAACCAACUUCCAAGAAACUUGAUGGUGCGGACAGUUGGAAAAAGCAGAUGUAAGUGACCAUUUUGCUGCCCUAAUCCCAAUGAGAAAAACUGCUUCACAGCUUAACUUACGCUACCAGCUCUGGUUUUCUUUCCCCCAUGAACAAAUUUAUUAAAUAUUUUGCAAGGUCAUCUCCCAUAUGGGAAGGGGGUAUAACUUAAAUUUCCA
Messenger RNA from Rubroshorea leprosula, 1218 nucleotides. The record is from the annotation of a GenBank genome assembly. Lineage: Eukaryota; Viridiplantae; Streptophyta; Magnoliopsida; Malvales; Dipterocarpaceae.